Ogataea angusta is the source of this 942-nucleotide messenger RNA. RefSeq lists its product as uncharacterized. Lineage: Eukaryota; Fungi; Ascomycota; Pichiomycetes; Pichiales; Pichiaceae. The transcript has a single exon. Gene Ontology annotation, molecular function: 4-hydroxy-tetrahydrodipicolinate synthase activity. The record is from RefSeq and is a predicted model, not a curated record. Bases 1 to 942 code for a protein of 313 amino acids.
AUGACCAAUAUAACCCCAAGAGCACCACAACCACCACAACCUGGAGUUUAUACUCCAGUCCCCACAUUUUUCAAGAAGGACCUUGUUACGAUAGAUUUUGAGACCCAAAUUGCCCACGCUAAGUACUUAAGAGACAAUGGUAUCAAAGGUUUGGUUCUAAUGGGAAGUACUGGUGAAGCAGCUCAUUUAACAAGAACAGAGAGAGUUUCAAUCAUUGAGGCCAUCCACAAAAAUCUACCUGGAUUUCCAAUCCUUGCAGGAGUGGCCCAGAACUGUUUGGAAGAGGUGCUCCACGAGAUAGAUGCAGUCAAAGAAGCUGGGGCAUCCUAUGCGCUUGUCCUGAGCUCCAGCUAUUAUGGUCCAGGAAUCAAACAAGCCGCUAUUGAAGAGUUUUACACUGAGGUUGCAAAUCAAUCUAGUCUGCCAAUCAUGGUAUACGUCUAUCCUGGAGUCACCAAUAAUAUUGUUGUGGAGCCAGAGACUAUAGUGAAGCUCUCGAGACAUCCGAACAUUGUUGGUACCAAGAUAUCACACGGAGACGUCGCACACCACACAAUGAUAGCAAUGUCACCGGUUACCAAAGAGAACAAUUUCUACACUUUCACUGGAUUGGGGCAGAUACUUCUUCCAGUUCUUAUGGUGGGAGGAAUGGGCACAGUUGAUGCACUAUCCGGGGCAUUCCCAAAGCUAUAUGUCAAAAUCUUUGAGCUGUUUCAGGCUAAACAGUAUGAGGAAGCAGCAAAACUUCAGUUUAUUGCUACAAGAGCAGAAGAGUUGGUGGUUAGAUUUGGUGUCGUGGGUAUUAAGAAAAUGAUUAGUAUCAAAGGGUUUGGAGAAACCUAUCUUGGAAGAAUGCCACUCAAUCAGGAUGUUGAUCACAGUUACUGGGCACAGUUCAAACAGAAUAUCUCGGAGAUUGUGGACGCAGAAAGUGUUUUGUAG